AUGCAGAAUGCGCAGCUCAUUGGCGUGCUUCUCCUAUCGGCUGCAGAGUGUUACUCCAAGAUUUUGGAUUCACUAACUCUGACGGACCAUAUCGCCGGCAAUGCUAACGCCAAGCGAACUGUCAGCCUCCGGAGCCUUGACAACGACGUCGUAGCAGAAAGUGCCUUCGAUCUUGCGUUCACGAUAGAGUUGGAUGAGGCUGAGUGGAGAUGCCUGGCGAAGAAAUCAUUGUUGCAUGAAAUCCACGACACGUCCGACACUUUGCGACCUUGCUUCAUGCACGUGUUGAGCAAUCUGGAAAGACGUCAAGUAUUUUGGCACACAGUUUCACCUCCGCCCGAUGCUCCUACCACCUUUCAGACCUCUUGUUCUCUUGACCGACCGGUAUGUCUCUUAGUGGCGGACCAGGCUCGUCGCCUCAUUGACUCUCUGAAAUUCGGGUGA
This is a messenger RNA of Cladophialophora bantiana CBS 173.52, 444 nucleotides long. RefSeq lists its product as uncharacterized. The transcript has a single exon. The record is from RefSeq and is a predicted model, not a curated record. Lineage: Eukaryota; Fungi; Ascomycota; Eurotiomycetes; Chaetothyriales; Herpotrichiellaceae. Bases 1 to 444 code for a protein of 147 amino acids.